UUUAUUUUUGGAAUAAGGAAAGUAAAAGAAGUAUGAGGCUGUCGCUCCGCUAGGCGGUUUGCACUUUGCACUCGCACCCCACCUAUUCUAAAAUGGUAAAUAAGUAAAGAAUUGAGUUUCCCUCUCAUUUUUUCAGAGCAAGAAUGAAGAGAAAGAAAGCAUUCAUGGAAAGAAGAAAGGCAAUGAACUCAGGAAGAACGCAAAUCCAUAUCCUAAUGCCAAGUGUCACUCUGCAUUCAAUUUCAGGCUAUUCUCUGUCAGUCUCUACAACUCAUCACUUUCUCACUAUCUACACGUUUACCUUGGAGAUCUGCAGUUGUUUAAGUUAUAGACUCUUCAGAUCAAUUGUUGAGGAUGCUUCCAACAGCCAAGGACAGUAAGACGAUAGAGAACAGUGAUGGCUACAACCGCAAAAGGAAAUGUCAUCCGUGUGGACAAAGCAAAUCAAAGAGUUUUGAAGGUGCUUCUUUGACUUCAAUCAAUUCUUAUGCAGCAAAAGAGGACCUUUUCAGCUUUCCUCCACGUGAGAUAGGAGAUGACGGGCACUACUAUGAGUGUGUAAUCUGUGAUAAUGGUGGCGAUUUGCUUUGCUGUGACACCUGUCCCCGCACUUAUCAUCUCGAGUGCCUUAAUCCACCUCUUAAAUCUGUUCCUCCUGGAAAAUGGGAAUGUUAUAAUUGCUGUCAAGAUGCUAAGAUAUUACUUCGACUAAGGCAUCUCAAGAGUUCCAAAGGAGAUGCUUCGUCUGACAAAAACUUUCCUUCUGUCUCAUUUCAGUCACUGCACCAUUUAGCUGAGGCUGGAGAUCUAAUGGAAAAAGCAUCCAAGAAUUACAUUCACGAUGAUGAAGGACAAAAUGUUGUCAACCACAGUGGUGAUGAAAAACAGACGAAGGCUUCCAAAACUGUGAAUGGAAUUAAAGUCUAUGGAAGACGCAUGAGUAAAAAAGAAGCAGAAGAAGGAGAGGAGAAUCACCCGGGAAAUUGUUAUCCUUCUGAAUUACCAAAUGAAGAUCAGAAAGAUAAAUCAACUAAAGAAGCUUCCGGAUUGUUCAAUUGUUCAAGCAUUCAAUCUGAGUCCACUGAACAUGAAGUUAAAGUUUUCGAAAUUGAUCUUAAUGCAUCAAUGCCUCACAGUCCACAAGAAUGUAACCAAAAUGCUAUAGAAGAGGAAGGGAAAGCAACAGAACAUCAAGCAAUUAAUAGUAAUAUAUGCAUGCAAAGGUCCGGAAUAAAUCAGUGCAACAAGUUAUCGAUUUUAAGGGAUGUUAUGCAGGAUUCAAUGAAGGACAGUUGCUUAAUAGCAAGUAACAAUGGAGAGAAGAAAUCGCGGCAUGUUCUACAACCAAAAUAUACAGAAUCUGGAAAAGCUAAGAAAGAGAGACUUGUCAUGCUUCGUGCAAGACAAAAACAAAAAAUUGCACUCAGGAGCAGUAGCAAGGGACCGAUUCUUGGUUCAAGAAUAAGCACACCACUUUUUUGGCAGCAUACAAAAGACCUUGAUAAAGUACAUACUUCAUCCAAUGACUCAAAGGAACACAUAAGACAGAAGGCAAGUCUAAUGAAAGAGGAACAGACUUCAAUAGACCAAGUGCCAUCGAAAACUCUAGAUAAGGUUAAUUGUUUGCAGAGGCUUUCUGGCUUAAUGGACCCUAGAAGAUUGCAUUACGGGCAAAGUAAAUUUGGAAGACAGUUACUUGGUUUUCCAUCCCAUCGGGCAUCAGGUGCAGAAUGUUCCACUGGGAUUAAUUUGAACAGUCAGGAGAUUGGUGACGGUGAUUUGUCAUUGCAAAAGCUGAACAUGUCCGUAGUACCUCAAGGAGGCCAUGUCAAUUUGAUGAUGAAGAUGUCCAAUGCAUCGAGAAAAGAUCAAGGAAUGGUUGAUGUAUGGUUAGAGGAGGAGCUUGAUUUUCUUUGGAUUGGUGUCCGCAGACAUGGGCAAGGAAAUUGGGAGGCCAUGCUCAGAGACCCCUCACUUUCUUUCUCCAAGCAUAAAACCAUAGAAGAUCUAUCGCGACGGUGGGAGAAAGAAAGGCUUAAAAUCUUGUAUCCUGGGAACUUACCAAUUCAUGGAUCAGGUAACUUACCUUCCGACAUGUUCAACAACUCAGUUGACUAUAGGAAGAAGCGUCUUAAAGCAGCUGAUAGUACUUUACCAUUUGUUGAGGAUCAGCUGCCUUCAUGUGGGGAAAAGAAAGUUCAGCAAAACCUUCUUCUUGGUGGAUUAAUUAACAUUUCCAUGUUGAGAAGAGACACAGAAGAGAGUGAGAAAUCGAACCAGACUCAACAGCUUAAAGCAAAAGAAUUUUCUUCAGAAGACACCAUUUCUGAUUAGAAUUGCAUAUCAUUAUUUAUCUAAUAUUGUCCAAUACUUUUAGGAUUUUGAAUUGCAUUUUAUGUCAAACUCAAUGACAGUAAAUUAUCCAUUUUAAAUUAAAUUAGCAGCAUCAGGGAAGCACCUGAUAAACCAUAUAAUAGUUUA
Molecule: messenger RNA, 2481 nt
Organism: Jatropha curcas
Lineage: Eukaryota; Viridiplantae; Streptophyta; Magnoliopsida; Malpighiales; Euphorbiaceae
Source: RefSeq, a predicted model, not a curated record